This is a messenger RNA of Haemonchus placei, 3006 nucleotides long. The record is from the annotation of a GenBank genome assembly. NCBI's taxonomy places the organism in Eukaryota, Metazoa, Nematoda, Chromadorea, Rhabditida, Trichostrongylidae.
AUGGCUAAGCGGAGCUACCCUCAAACAGCAAUCCAGUUCCCAUUUCAGGAGGCGACACCGUAUGUUGAGAGGACUGUUAAUGGAUCCAUAUGGUCAAAUCAUUCUGUUCUAGUUUUUGAUUCAUAUGAUACUUUCGUAAAUUGCUCUGCUCAAGAAGCCGAAUCAUACUUAACUAUACAAAAUAACACUUCAAUAUAUGCUCAAGGAAAUGAUGCUAAUGGCAUACAUGGUUACCGAACCGGUGUGGAAGUUGAUACAUCGUGGUCUAACCGUGCGACUUCCAUGAAACUUGCAGCUAACACACUUUUGAAUGGUGCAAGACAACUUGUUCUACUAGCCACUUCGCCUUUAUAUUAUAUUCGUGUCUGUUUCAUUGGUGCAACAAUCUAUGUGGAAUUCGGCGAUAAAAUUGUCGAAAUCGAUCAAAAUUAUAGAACGGUCAAUGUACAUACUGACAAGUAUACUAUUACUGCCAAAGUUAAUGAUAGUUUCUAUGAUAUCGCUCUUUCGGAUGAGGAAAUUCUGGUUCGAUGUCCGUUCGAAAGCAUAAUGUUACGAGUGGUACCGUCAGGCGUUGAUGUGAAUGUGGAACAACUGGCCACUACGCAAAUAGAUCGUGGCGGAGGCGAACUCUCACUUGGAGGAAGUGUUGUAGCAUCGGAAAAUAUCAAGGUGACAGCAUUGAAAACGGACUUGAAUCUUUCGAACGCUGGGUUGGUAACAGGAUCGACCGUGAACUCUCAUAUAGUUGUGCAGACGGCAAUACAAAAUGUAGGGAUGACAUCCGGUCAACACAACAUCCGAGUAGAGGGCGGCACUCCUCACUUGGUCAUUGAAUCAGGUCAAGCAUGCAUUGAAGUAAAAACUAAUCAUGGUUUACCACAAAUCGCUGGGAUCUUACCACCAUUUGUAACACCAGCGGACAUUUUCGCCAAGCUCGGCCCGCUUCAAGCGCUCCUCUACACUACUCAAGGUCCAGAGCCUGCUGAACCAUCGUUUCCUCGUCCGGACGAGUUGGCUGCUCUGGAGCUCGGCUUCAAUAACACUCGCUGUGUUACGUGCCUAGGUGGCAUAGGAAGAUUCUCUACUACAAGACUGCCUGCACAGGUCGUUCCCACGUUUCCUGCUCAAUCCCAUACAGGGACUCCUUCGACAUUUCCAACACUAGUUUCACUUAUUACUGGACAACCUCCGUCUUUCGAGAAUUCUCAGCAAACCACGAUGCCUACGACCUUCACCGCAUUAGACACUACACUGCCACAACAGCAGCAAACCACGAUUUUGCUUUCAACUGUGCCACCACCAACUCCAUCACAAGAAACUAUUGGCGGAGUUACAAGUAUUGCAACAGUUAUGGCAAGUACCUUAGUUCCCGUCACAACGAUACAGCCCCCUGAGUCUCCUGAGACCACCAUUCCUAUGAGCACAUCGGAUCAGUUCGUUAUUGGCCAGUUCGAUGGAAUAUCGAGUAAAGGACCAAUCACAGCAGCACCAUCGCAGAGUUCACGUCCACCAACGAUUCCAACUACUCAGCCUGUUCUGGUCACAGAAGUUACUAGCUUGCCAGAAGACUUUCCUACACCAGCUUCUCCUCUCCCUUACUCCGCGUCGAGCAUUCUCCCAGAUGAGACAACUAAAGUUUUUCCAACUCCUCCCAGCCUUCCGUCGACUACUGGAGGCGGUGGAGGCUCCUGGGAGAAUGUAGAGACAUUAUUUCCAACGCCACCAUCAUCGUUACCAGAAAGGAAACCAUCGAUAUUGGUUCUUCGAAUGAAAGUUCCAUCAGAUCUCGAUCUCAAAUCUUUCGAUCUUACUAGUAAUCUGACGUCUGCUUUGAGUGAUGUGGUUCGGGAAUCUGUGCGAAGGGUGAGACGAACGAAACGAUCGCUCCCCGAAAGCCUGAAGAAUAAUCUUGUUAAAGUUCAUCGAAUUGAGCAUGUCGGCAAUGCUCUGAACAUUCUCUUUUCCGUCAAUGAGACAGACGUUGACUCGGAUAUCGUCGAAGAAGAUCUGUAUUCCCUAGAUAUGAAGUAUUUGAAACAUUUUUUUGGAUUCCCUCUGGAAUCCACCAUUUACAACGCAAGUAUGACAAAAUUACUAAAUUUUAUGGUAAUAGGACUGGUAGCCUUUGCUUUCUCGGCUAUAUUCUUUUGCACUCUCUUCAGAACUUCCCUGAAGGAGAUCAUCAUGUCGAACGUCGUCGGUGAUGCGUGUCAGCCAGGGUUCGACGGACUUUUACGGUUGGUUUUUGAACAUGUUUCAAUGCUAAGAUUACGUAUCGAUAAGAUGAUGACACGCGAUCAUAACCUCCACGAAUGUCUCACUACGAGUGAUCCUUAUCAUGAUUUUUUCGCUAAAGACCCUUUUCACCAUAUCAUGGACUCUCAUCAACUUCACCUGAAUGCCAGUGUUUGCUCAAUUGGUACUAAUAAGAAACUCUACGAAACCGAAUCGCAAUCAUUUCAAUGCAAUUCAUCGUCACUUUUUGAAUUGUCCCACACUAAUUCGAUGAAUGUACUGCUGUAUGACAUGCCACCAAUGCGUAUGUACCCGUCAUCAUCACGAAGUGAUCUUGAUGUGAACACGACGACUCCACUUCCUACAGUAUUCUCUAUCUCUACUACUACCUACCUUCCACCUUCCCAGUCUCCCAUAGAUUACCUUCCAAACGGCUAUACCCCGCCUCCUCAGGAUCCAGCAUAUCAACGAAAAAAUUCUUCACAACUUUACAGUCCACAGAAUAGCAAGUCAAAGAAACGUAUCCAGGCAGUACCAUGCCAUUCAAAUUCUAUAUGUGCCAAUUGUAAAACCACUGAAACAACUCUAUGGAGGCGAGCGAAAACGGGAGAAAUUGAAUGCAACGCAUGUAACUUGUACUUCCGUAAGAACAAUACAAAAAGACCGAUGUCAUUGUGCAAGGACACGAUCAUGAAAAGAAAUCGAAAGCCUCGUGUCGAUACGUCGUCCAUUCCGAAACCUGGUGGUGGCGUUUCAUCGUCCGGAUAA